Sapajus apella (tufted capuchin) is the source of this 1286-nucleotide messenger RNA. RefSeq lists its product as uncharacterized. Bases 98 to 730 code for a protein of 210 amino acids. The transcript has 2 exons. Lineage: Eukaryota; Metazoa; Chordata; Mammalia; Primates; Cebidae. The record is from RefSeq and is a predicted model, not a curated record.
GGCCAGAGCAGCUGGGCAGGCUUUCUGGAGAAGGGGGUCCUCUCUUGGAAGGUGCUCCUAGUUGUCAUCCCCAAGCUUCCCUGCGCCUUCCACCAAAAUGGGAGAAAAGGACUUCAUGAGGAAGAACUGCUCCGGGGAGGGACAAGCCACAGCUCCUGAUUCACUCCUGCCAGUGUACACCAAGAUCUCUUGGGGGCCUGGUGGUUUCCAAGCCAGGCCUCGUUUGCCCUUCCACAUGGGUGACCAUGCGGAGCCUCAGGGCGUCCACACCUAUGGAACAAAUUUAAGGAAUCUGGCAAGCCAUGGCCACAUCCGGGUCCUCAGUGCUGGCAGUGGGGGGAUUCUCGUGGCUUCUGUUGUGCCAAGUGGGCAGAAUUUUCAGCACGAGGGAUGCCCAUUGUGUCUCCCAGCUUUUGUCCAGCCUUUUCUGAGUUUUCCUCCUGCAGGGCCCCCAAGGCCUGGGGACAAACAGCCACAUUCUGCACAUUUCCUGGUCUGCAGUACCCCUAAGCAGGCAGCAGGUUUAUUUGGACCCCCAGCUCUCAGAGACAACUACCUCCUUUCAGAUGGGAAAGCAGGCCCAGAGGAGUUAAGUAAUUGGACCCACAGUCACACAACUAGCAAGUGGCAGAGCCAGGAUUUGAACCCAGGUCUGUCUGGCUCCAAAGGGCAGAGAAAGAAGAGGCAAGGAGGGAGAAUGGAGGAGCUGCCUGAAGCGAGGUAUGGGUGAGGAAUGGAGGAGGCUUGUGUUUUCUUUCUUUCUCUUCUACUGACAGCUUGCUCAGGAACGCUGACCGGGCACACCUCUCUCUGACCUACCUAAUUCAGGCCUUGACCUUGAGUGAGAACAGGUGGAUUUCUUUCCUGCCUAGUAUCUCUGUUUCCCCAAUUUCAUCUGACAUCCUUCCUAGCUACAGUUAGGAGGAGCCAGCAGUAGGGGAAUUUGGAACUCUGGGCUCUGAGUAAAAUCUGGCAGAGCUUCCCCUGGAGCCUCCCUCCUCUCAAGCCUUUCUGUUCCUGGACAAGUUGACCAGUGUGUGAGUCUAUCUGAGCAGGUCCCUUGUGCUUGCUGCUCUGUAGGGCACAACAACAAGAUAAGGCCUGAUAACAGGGAACGAGGCCAGCCAGAAUGUGUGCAGGGAUCCUGCAUAGCAGUGAGCACAAGGAAUUCAGGGAUGGAGGCGUUCAGGGUGGGUUGGAAUAGUCAGGGAAGAAUUCCUAGAGGAAGUGGGUCUCAAGAGGUGGGUAGGAUUGGGAAAAGAGAAAAAGCAAAGAGGGUUCUUGGA